CAGUGAGGCUUUGCUGUCACUGGAUACUACUACUCCCAGCCCUCCGCGAAGCCGCCCGAGCAGCCCCCGGGUCUCCCGUUUACAAGUAGCAAUUUGACUUGCUCUGCUGCAUGUUAAGAGGGACGGUGGAAAGUGUGCGGACGCCCCCGGGAUUCAGCGAACGCAGCUCCAAAAGGAAAAAAGGCAAACAAGUAAACAAAACCCACCCAUCCUGACAAACAUGAGGCUGCUGGAGAGACUGAGGAAAGAAUGGUUCAUGGUCGGGAUCGUGCUGGCGAUCGCCGGAGCGAAGCUGGAGCCGUCCAUCGGGGUGAACGGGGGACCACUGAAGCCAGAAAUAACUGUCUCCUACAUUGCUGUUGCAACUAUAUUCUUUAACAGUGGACUAUCAUUAAAAACAGAGGAGCUGACCAGUGCUUUGGUGCAUAUACGACUGCAUCUUUUCAUUCAGAUCUUUACGCUUGCAUUCUUCCCAGCAGCAAUAUGGCUUUUUCUUCAGCUUUUAUCAAUCACACCGAUCAAUGAAUGGCUUUUGAAAGGUUUGCAGACUGUCGGUUGCAUGCCUCCCCCUGUGUCUUCUGCAGUGAUUUUAACCAAGGCAGUCGGUGGAAAUGAGGCAGCAGCAAUAUUUAAUUCAGCCUUUGGGAGUUUUCUGGGCAUUGUUAUAACACCCCUGCUACUGCUGCUUUUUCUCGGCUCAUCCUCUUCGGUGCCUUUUACAUCUAUUUUUUCUCAGCUUUCUGUGACGGUUGUGGUGCCUCUCAUUAUUGGACAGAUUGUCCGAAGGUACAUCAAGGACUGGCUUGAAAGAACAAAGCCUCCUUUCGGUGCUAUCAGCAGCAGCGUGCUCCUCAUGAUCAUCUACACCACCUUCUGCGGCACCUUCUCCAACCCGAACAUUGACCUGGAUAAGUUCAGCCUUGUGGUCAUACUGUUCAUAAUAUUUUCUAUUCAGCUGGGCUUUAUGCUUCUAACCUUCAUCUUUUCAACAAGGAAUAAUUCCGGUUUCACACCAGCAGACACUGUGGCUAUCGUUUUCUGUUCUACACACAAAUCCCUCACUUUGGGAAUCCCGAUGCUGAAGAUCGUGUUUGCGGGCCACGAGCACCUCUCCUUAAUCUCCGUCCCUCUGCUCAUCUACCACCCGGUGCAGAUCCUCCUGGGCAGCGUGCUGGUGCCCACGAUAAAGUCGUGGAUGGUGUCGCGGCAGAAGGGAGUGAAGUUGACGAGACCAAUCGUAUAGCCCAGGAGGUGCCCGGCCUGCAGCGGUGUACAUAUGUACAGGGUUGUGCACAGUCCUGAGACUUGUACUUGUGAAUGUUGCUUCAAUGCAUAUUUUAUUUUUUUACACACAGAAAAUGAUAUAACUGUUGAAGUGCCUUAAAAAUGUAUUUGACAAGAGCGUUAUUUCCAAAACCGACUUUGUUGGUUACUGCCAGGGGUGGUGCAGUAUUUUGGAGUUGUUUAAUAUUUCUUUUCCUAACGCAGGGAACAGUCAUUGUAAGUGACAAAAGCCCCAGCUUUGUGCAUACAACUCUGUCAUGGUUACUGUACUGUUCGAAAGGAGGUCGUACCAUCAGAGAAAUGCCCUUCCGAAGACGGGGACUACUUCCAAAGUCUUACUCACAAGUACUUUGAUUUACUGUGUGAUUUUCUUCUACAACUGUGACAUGCCUCUUAUCAACUCCACAGGAGUCAUAGACUGAAAAGCAUAAUUUAUCUGCAUUCCUUGACAUCGUUUUUUUUAGACAUUCCUUCAAAUAGUUUCCACACAGAAAUUCCUCUGGGCCAUGAUCAGAAAUUGUGAUAGUAUGUGUCUUAAAUUUACUAUAAGCUGCUUCAAAGAAAAGACCUGAUGGUUGAGUUAUGAGUCAAUUAAGUGACAUUUUGAGGAAAACUACAAGAUAUGGUUUUCAGGAUUUUCAAAGUCAUAGAUGUUUCAUUUUUCUUCCAAUUUAAUUUCUUUCCUAUUUUCCAACACACUCGCAAACUCAUAACAGCCAAAUGUGAGACACAAAAAUGUUAUCAGUUUGAGAGCAUCAGUGAUUAAUGAUGGACUAUAUUCACAUUCCUCGGCUGAGAAAAACUCUUCCUGUUACAUAGAUGUGCUGAGCACACAUCACCCCUUUUAGCCAGAAGCAGCCUGUUACAUCCUUGAAUUAAGCACACUCGCGGCAUUUGAGACAAGUUAUAAAUGAAAAUUUCCUUGGCAGACUUGACAAACGAUUGCGACAUUUAAAAAAAUUUAAAUCAGAUUGCUGUUAUGAAUAAAUGGAAAUAUGAAGGUCAUAGAUGCAAACAGAUGUUACAGAUACACAUUCUUUCUACCCAAAUGGGGGGAAAAAAUGGGCACAGAAAAUGCAAAACCAUUUAUUGACCCAAUUAUUAAGUAAAAUUCAUUCCCAAUUGGGCUUCAGCUUUCAAAACAGUGUUGAAUGUUUGCCUCUGCGAGUGACGAGCAUUCACUGGACCCAAAGAGAGAAUAGAGCAAUAUGUAAAGCCAGGGGAACUCUCUGCUUCCCGCACACCCUCUGUGACAUCCUCUCCAUGGUCUUUCUUGAUCUGACAGACAAGAUCGGCGCCCGGGGGCACACCGGGGCCACGCUGUCCUCGGCAGCUGUCCUGUUGUUUUGUCAACAAAAGAAAAAUCAUUCCUUAGAAACCGAUCAAGUUCAUCAAUCGUGUGACUUUGUAUUCUUGUUACUACCAGGUCUCGUCUCCUGUGGGCUGCUUCUGACUCAUUUCAACAUCACUGAAUUUCACAAAGUUCACAACAGUUUUCCUCAGUGUCAAUUUUAAAGCCAGUGCCAGACCUUGCAUAAAACUACUCUAAAUGGGCUAUUUGUCAAGAAUUUUCAUUGUUGAGACUUUUGUAAUUUUGUUUGAUACUUUGGAUGCUUACAAAUGGAGCUCAGAAAGGUUUUUGUGUUCCUGUAAACUUCUUUAAAGUUCAGAGUAAAUGAAAUUGAGUUACAAUAAAAGCUAGCAUUAGAAUACUGUUUUUCCCCCCAACUUAUCUACCUCUCUUGUCAAACACCUAUAGUAGGUGUGUGAUUAUGGGAUAAUAUUCAACGGAAAAUACUAUAACAUCUUUUGCUUUAAAAAAAAAUUUUUUUUAAAUAAUCUACAUGGUGAAUGUUGGUGGCUUUAGUGAUAUGUUUAUGCCUAUUUUUUUUGACACAAAUGCUGUGGCAUAUUUUUCCAUAAAGGAAAAACAGAAUUAAAAUUUAUUUUUAAUUCAUGUUUAUUGGGAUUUAAUUAUUCAUGUCUGAAAAUACUUUAUUAUGUUUAUGUACUGUCAAGCUAUCUGUUCUAGGAAUUUGUUUUGUCUAAGUGUAUUUAUGAAAGAAAUAAUUAGGUUAUAUUUAUGUUUACCCAUUUUUCCACCUGGAUUUUUUUAAUGGCUGUUAUGAAAUUUGAUUAUUUUAGUGGGUGAUAAUGUUCAUCUCUUCAUAUGUUCUUUUCUAAGUUUUAAAAUUUUUGUGGUUUUUUUCAAGUUCCUUCCUAUUCUGUUUGAAAUUAACACACCUCUGGCUAAUGUUCAGUGUUUGUUUAUGCUAAAUACCAAAUUUUUUCAAAAGGAUUGGUAAAGUAAUAAAGUGGAUUAUUUAUGAUGAAUGGAAGAUGAAAAGGAUUCUAUGAUUAAACAAAGAAAUGUUUCAGAAA
Myotis davidii is the source of this 3666-nucleotide messenger RNA. It is a transcript of the gene SLC10A7, whose product is annotated as solute carrier family 10 member 7. The record is from RefSeq and is a predicted model, not a curated record. Gene Ontology annotation, cellular component: plasma membrane. The coding region runs from base 221 to 1243 and encodes 340 amino acids. The transcript is spliced from 12 exons. NCBI's taxonomy places the organism in Eukaryota, Metazoa, Chordata, Mammalia, Chiroptera, Vespertilionidae.